GGAGCUUCAACAAGUGGAGCCUGGCUGGAGCUGGCGCGCUUGGCAAAGGCAGCCCUUGAAAGUUGGGCUGGCCGCGAGCGAGCGAGCACGGAGCCCCUUGGCGUCAGCCUCUCCUUCGCCGGCUCGCAGCAGCCAGGAAACAUUUGCAAGGCGGGCACUAGACCGUGGGGGGAAGUUUAGCCCCGGAGGACCCCCGGCCGGGUCGGGUCGCGGAGUCCAGAAACUUCUGGGGGAAUCAUGAGCAGAAAUCAUGCGCGGGAACCGGGAUGUCACCUUCGACAGGUGACAUCUGGUUGCCGUUAACAAAAGGGAGAAGCCGAGCAAAGGCGAGGGCAGGAGGAGCCCCAGGGCCAGGAGGGCUCAGCAGCUGGCUGCUUUGGGGAAACUCCAGCCUGGGGCCGGCUGAAUUGGGUUGAGGGCGACAACUGUAAGAACAAAAGGGCGGAGGGGACCGGUCUGGUGGCUGCUGCUGGUGUGAGGUCAGGAAGAAGCAAACCAGGAGAGCCAUCAGUUGGAAUAUGGCCUGGAGAUGGUGGUACAGAAUGAGGCUGAAGAGAUCACCUGUUGCAGGAUGCUGCUUCUUGCUUGCCUUGUCUGUGAUUGCUCUUACUAAUUACUCUCCAGCAUCUCUGAGCAGCUUCAAGCGGUCGAAUACCCAGUAUCUGCCUAUGGAUGACAAGACUGUCCAGCCCAAGGAUCUGUGGAUGAGCCUGACUACUUCUGUUGCCCAGCAACCAUGGCGCUUCAGCCACAGGAAAGGACCCAAUCCUCAGCAAAAGCAAAGCCCAUCAUGUUCCGACUCUGCUUGUAAGCAGAACAGCAAGCCCAACAACCAGGGCAGACAAAAAACAUUGCAAGCAAAGAGAAAGUACAAGAUGCAGAUUCAUAAACAAAAUCUUGCGGGGAAAAGUGCUGAACAGAGAAUAGGACUACAGCACCAAAGCUAUCUCCCCAACACUUUGCACAGAAAGAAAAGGGAGCUUGAUGGUUCAUUCAAAAAUGCAGGGAAUGAUCGUCACUUCCAUCCUGACACAAAGAAGGAGAAAGAGUGGAAACCACAGAAGGCCCCCACCUCCCUUUCACGCAAUGAUGGAAAGCGUGGAGCUAUUUUAUAUCCAAAGAACAAUCCUGCAAACCUUCUAGCUGUACCACAGGAGCAGUGCAAACCAGAUGUGCAGACAGCUGGCACUAAACACCAAUCCUCCAGUUUAAUCAAGGCUAUUAUCUCAGACAGGCAGUUCUUCCAGAACAUGACAGGCACUCUUGGAAUGAUGGAUAAUACUCCCUCUCAUACACCAGAAAGGCAUUUUUGGGCCAGAGGAACCAAGGAGCUACAGAAAUCGGAAUGGUGCAUACAGCCACAAGACAGAGGUCUUCCUAAAAAACAUGAGGGUGGACUGAGGUUUGGUGAGAAGAUCUUGCCUUGGUUUACGUUGGAUGAUGUGCAGAAGAUGAAGUUUCUCGCUAAUACUGCAGUUGUAAACAAAGCCAGAAUCCCUGCCCAUGGGCAAAUACUCAGAGUUGCCCUUUCAUCCAACCGAGAUGCCUUUUCACAUGACCUAAAACGGCACUGUUUGGAUGGGCUGUGUGGUUUAAUCAAAAGGUCCAGUGAUCUCUAUGAAGUUCUGGCUUUUCACUUGGACAGAGUGUUAGGACUGCAUCGGAGCCUGCCUAUGGUGGCCAGGAAGUUUAACAGUCACCUGCUGCCCUACAAAUAUACUAGUGGGGAAACUAGGCCCAUUGUAUGGUGGGCGCCUGAUAUACAGCACCUGAAUGAUUCCAACAAUGAUCAGAACUCCUUUGCUCUUGGGUGGGAGCAAUAUCAGGAGUUACUGAGGCAACGGUGUGGUAUGGAAGGUUCCAGAACUUCUCUUGGGAAAGUCCCAUGUCUAACUGUCCAUCAUUCAGAAUGGUCCAAGUUGGCGCUCUUUGACUUUCUUCUACAGGUUCAUGACCGCCUGGAUCGAUACUGCUGUGGCUUUCAGCCAGAUCCUUCUGAAUCCUGCGUUCAAGAACUGCUUCAUGAGAAAUGCCGAAACCCUUCUGAGCUGGCCUUGGUUCAUAUCUUGAUCCAGAGGAGCAAACCUUCUCAAUUAGUAUUUAUUGACAACGCAGGCAGGCCUCUUCACCCAGAAGAAAAACUCAACUUCAGGCUCCUGCAAGGCAUCGAUGGGUUUCCUGAGACAGCUGUCACUGUGCUCAGAUCUGGAUGCUUACAAAACCUCCUGCUGCAGUCGCUCUAUGUGGACGAAGAAUUCUGGGAGAGUCUGGGUGGGUCCGAGGGACUCAGGCCCUGGCUUCAGACCAUUGACAGAAGAGGCCAGAUUCUGCUACAGUAUAUUCAAAAGCACAACUUGACAGGCAUUAAAGAAUCAUGUCUUUAGGCUUCUGGCAAGGAAAGUGACAGGUUUCCCUGCUGUGAAAUGGAACGUUCAGCCAUGGGGCUAGACUCCUGUGAGACUUGCCAGCAAGCACACAGGCACUGGAAUACUAAUGUGACUUUUGUCAUAUGUAAAUUCAGAAAAUAAAAUUAAAACUAUUUUUUUAUAUGGCACUGGUGUGUGUGUGUGUGUGUGUGUGUGUGUGUGUGUGUGUGUGUGUGUGUGUGUGUGUGUGUGUGUGAAUUCAUGAGGCUGUCAUAUCAAUUUUUUUCUGAUUUCAUUAAGUGAUUUUUUUACUUUUUUAUAACCAGUUUUCUUAUUCCUGCUCAAGGCAAAUUACAAAAUACAGGCAGCUUAAGAUAUCAAACAAACAAUGUAAUUGUCACAAAAUUAGAAAACAAUGCAAAUAAAAAACAGUAUGAAGUGUAACAUACUAUAACAAUGCAGAGAAAAGAUUACUGUGUAGUAAGAGUAAGAAUACAUACAAUAAAUAGUGUAGUGGACUGAAA
Sphaerodactylus townsendi is the source of this 2890-nucleotide messenger RNA. It is a transcript of the gene GASK1A, whose product is annotated as golgi associated kinase 1A. The record is from RefSeq and is a predicted model, not a curated record. The transcript is spliced from 5 exons. Gene Ontology annotation, cellular component: Golgi apparatus. Bases 519 to 2384 code for a protein of 621 amino acids. Lineage: Eukaryota; Metazoa; Chordata; Lepidosauria; Squamata; Sphaerodactylidae.